This is a messenger RNA of Closterium sp. Naga37s-1, 7878 nucleotides long. The record is from the annotation of a GenBank genome assembly. NCBI's taxonomy places the organism in Eukaryota, Viridiplantae, Streptophyta, Zygnematophyceae, Desmidiales, Closteriaceae.
AUGGAGCAACCAGACGUGUCUCUUAGUCUUAAGCAGAAGCGACAAACAUCCCUGCAAGAGGCAUUUCCAGUCAAGAAACCUAGGAGACAGGAGAAGGCAAGCGGUCCAGCUGACAAACAGGGGUUUUAUCAGGUUCAGGCCGAACGAUUACCGCCUGGUAAUGAGGGAGCUGCGACUUCUCCUGCAAAAUCGACUAGGAUUCCCACUGACAUUGCAGAUACAUUUUACAGGCCUUCACAUGCAAAUGCUGGAGCUAUAUCCUCAAUAGCUCUUGACGUUCGAGCCAGCGGACCAGAUCGAACUGCUGCAGUUGGCAUUCGAGAUCCUCAAGGCAAUAAUCUUCAAGCAGAUUUUCCAGCGGAUGCUUGUACGCUUGAAGGCGGAGCUGAAGUUAGCAGCAAUGGGACCACUGAGACAGUCCCUGUACAGCAUGAUUAUUCACGGCUUAUCAGGAAGGAGAGCUCAUCGCCAGAGGUUCUCUCAAUGAACAGGGCAUGUGGGACUGCACCGGAAGAGGGACAUAAUGAGACGACAAGGGAGGCGUUUAUUUCUUCCCAAGAUGGUGCAGCUAUUGUCAAGACCGAAGCUGACGUUCCAGCAGGCAGUACAUUCACCAAGCCUGCUUCUGAACAAAACUGUCAAGUUGAUGUCAGUGAAAGCAGGGAUGCACAAGAUCAGCGUUAUGUUACUCCAAAAGGCGAGCCAAGCGCAGGGAUUGCUAAUGGAAACGCUGGCAAGGCUGGCAGCACAGCUUCAGGAAGCCGACCAUGGAGCAUCAAGAACCACUCUCCGGGGGAUUCGUUUUGGGAAAAAGCAUUUGCAAUGGUGGAAGCCGAAGCAGGAAUCAAUGAUGUUAAGGAAGGUCCAGGAAUGGCUCCUUCUAUUGCUGCUGCUGUUUCUGGUUUAGAUGUUCCGAGAGAAGGAUGUGUUGGAAGGGACGAACCAGUAGCGAAUGACAAGGGCAGUGCAAGCUGCGGAACGAGAACAAGGGGAGUCUUGGGUGGUUUUGGGAGCCCAAGGUUCCGCCAACGAACGGAAGCCAUACCACCAGCAUCAAGGCCUCUGUCUCCGGGAUCUCUGGAUCCUCUUCCAGUUCGGUACCUGGACUUCAGUGCGGAAAAACCUCCCCGUCCGCUGCCUAAGGGUGCAGCCGCAGCUCGUUCAGAAGGAGAAAAGAGCCUCAAAGUGGCGAAGAAACUGGAGCCAGAUAUUGCCCUGCAAGAAGAUAAAGGGAAAGCAUUGAUGGAGCAGCCAGUAGGGAAAGAGCUGCUAAAGGGAUCUGGCUCCCCCGGUUCUUCUGCGGCUACAGCUGACCUGCAACUCUCGGCAUGGCUCCCUUCCCCAGCAUGCAAGGCAUAUGCUCGCAAAGGAGUUACCAAAAUGUAUCCGUGGCAGGUGGAGUGCUUGUCAAAAGAACGUGUGCUUCAUGGGCAGAAUCUGGUCUACAGCGCAUCGACAAGUGCUGGGAAGAGUCUUGUUGCAGAGGUGUUGCUGGUGAGAAGGCUAAUCGCGACUGGAAGGAAGGCAUUGCUGGUGUUGCCAUAUGUCUCCAUAUGUGCUGAAAAGGCAGAACAUAUGGAGGCGGUGUUGGAACCUUUGGGCUAUCGGGUGCGCAAUUUCUUUGGUGCACAGGGAGGAUCAAUGCUCCCUCCGGAUACCAAUCUGGCUGUGUGCACUAUUGAGAAGGCCAAUGCUCUUGUGAACCGGCUGCUGGAGGAAGGGCGAUUGGGAGAGGUGGCAAUGGUGGUGGUCGACGAGCUUCAUAUGGUUGGAGAUCCUGCAAGGGGUUAUCUUCUUGAGCUGCUCCUGACCAAGCUGCGGUAUGCUGCAGGCCUGGGCUCUUCAUCCGCUGGCAAGAGCUCCCCUCCUGAUGGUGCUAAAGGGGGUGGGACCAAGCCUCUUGCAGCUGAUGCUGCUGGUGCUUCAAGACCAGCCAAAGGUGGUGAUCGAGGAAGCCCCUCUACAGGAGCUGGCUGGGGAAGUAGUGGCAAGACGGAGGGAGAAGGGUUGCAGAUUGUGGGGAUGAGUGCAACGAUGCGAAACACUUUUGCCAUUGCAAAGUGGCUGAACGCUGUGCUCUAUGAGACUGACUUCCGGCCAGUUCCCCUGCAAGAGUUUAUCAAAGUUGGGAACACGAUCUACGACACCUUCAUGAACCCCUUUCGCAUCGUGCCGCCGAACCCAGAUGACAAAGAUAACCUAGUCUUUCUGUGUAAUGAGGUUCUGAGUGAGGGUCACUCGGUGCUGAUAUUCUGCUCAGGUCGCUCCCACUGCCAAAAGACAGCACUCCAUGUUGCUAAGCUCCUGCCUCCUUUCAGACCUGUUAACCGCGGAUCUGAACCAGACGACACGAUCUCCACUCCAGAGGAUGUUUUGGAAGCCCUGAAGCGCAUUCCUUCUGGUCUUGACCCGGUUCUUGCUCAGUCCAUCCCUGCCGGCGUGGCUUAUCACCAUGCUGGGCUGACGACGGAGGAGAGGGAAAUCAUUGAGCACAGCUACCGUCGCGGUAUUGUGAGAGUGCUCACUGCAACGUCUACACUAGCAGCAGGUGUUAACCUGCCAGCACGCCGUGUGAUACUGAGGGAGCCAAAGAUGGGUAUGGAUCACCUGGACGCCACACACUAUCGCCAAAUGACGGGCCGAGCUGGGAGAGCAGGCAUUGAUGACAAAGGAGAAAGUGUCCUCAUUUGCCACCCAAAGGAGGUAUCGUGGGUGAAGGAGAUGAUUCAGCAGGGUUGCCAGCCCCUGGCUUCAUGUCUGUCAGAGGCUUACAAGUGCAUGUCGCGUGCACUGCUGGAGGUAGUGGCGGCAGGCAUUGUGCAGACAAGCGUGGACGUUGGCCGAUACGUCUCCUGCACGCUUCUCAGCACUCUGAAGUCGUUUGAUGAGGUCAGUGCCUCAGCUAAGGCAUCCUUGAACCAGCUCCGAUCCUCAUCUAUGAUCGAAUGGAACUAUGAAACACAGACCUGGUCACCUACCCCACUGGGCCAGGCAGCCUUUUGCAGCGCUAUGACUCCUGAAGAGUCUCAGCUGGUCUUCAAGGACUUGGACCGUACUCGAUGCUGGGGAUGCCUUCUCGCCACUGACCUGCACCACUGUUACCAGGUGACCCCAAUUGCCACGAUCAUUGACCCUGACUGGAAGGUCUUCUACCAGGAGUUUCUUCGGCUCUCAGAGAUCGACCAAAGGGUUGCCAAAAACGUGGGGGUGACAGAGGCAUUUCUUGCCAGCAAGGCGCAUGGCAGUGCCCGCACCUAUAUGGGGCGCUGCAGUCGCAAGGGAAAGAAUGAAGUAGCAGACUCGCCAAAGGGCAGUGUGCCGAUCAAUAGUGUUUCAGAAACCGAGCGCGUCUGCAGGCGGUUCUUCUCAGCCCUCGUGCUGUCCCAGAUUGUACAGGAGGCGCCUAUUGGAGAAGUGUGUGACAGGUUUGGUGUGAACAGAGGGCAGGUUCAGCAGCUGCAGGAUAAUGCGGGCCGUUUUGCCUCCAUGGUCACCUCAUUCUGCGAGCGCCUGAAGUAUGCGGACAUGCAAGCUCUGCUCUCCAACUUCCAGCAUCGCGUGUACUUUGGUGUGCGCUCCGAGAUUGUGGAGCUCACAGAAAUUCCCUUCGUAAAGGCUGCACGUGCACGUGCCCUGUACAAGGCAGGUCUGCGGACCACAGAGGCUGUGGCAGAGGCCUCUGCUGCUGAGAUCGCAAAAGCUCUCUCUGAUUUCUCAUGGGGAGGCAAGGCUGCAACAGCGCGUGCUCAAGCAAUGAUUGCAGGGAAGAUUCGCAGGGGCGCUCGGAAGGUGCUGUUGGAGAAGGCAGAGGAGGAGCGGAUACAGAUGUUUACAAAGAUGCGAUCGCUGGGGAUGAAGAUUCCAGCGGGACUGGAUAAGGCUCUGCAUACCUUCGUUUCCCUGGAUGAUUCAUCCGCACCAGCAGCUGCAGCACCUGAAACAGCACAAACAGCAGAUGCACUGCAAAGCAGGGGUGGACAAGAGGCAGUGGGUGGUGGUGGUGGUGGUGGUGGUGAUGGUGGUGGUGGCGAUGGUGCUGUUGCUGGUGGGGCUGCUGCUCCUGUGAACCGUGGUGAUGAUAACGACCCAGCAGCAGGUAUGGAGGAGUCGCCAGAUGAGACCAUGGAUGACAUUGAAUUCGCUGUGGAUGUGCUCACACAAGAAGAAGCUGCUGAAGACAGGGAUCAAGUUCAGUCUGGAGAGGCGGAUGCUCCUCCUGCUCCAGCUGUUCUGGCUGCUCCUUCUGCUCCUCCUCCUCCUCCUCCUCCACCUCCUGCUGCUGCUGCUGCUGCUGCUGCUGCUGCUGCUGCUGCUGCUGCUGCUGCUGCUGCUGCUUCUGCUACUGCUUCUGGUGCUGGUGCUGGUGCCAAUGUUGGCGGUUUACCUGUUACGCCAGUUGCUGCUUCUGCUGGUGCUGCUAGUGGAGUUGCAGCCAAGUCGGGGCACGUUUUUUCACCAGGAGCUGACCCAUGGGGAACAAGCCUAACAGCAACACAGCUCGUUCGCACAGUGGACAAUGCUGUAGCCUGUGCCUUAGCUGGUCAAUGGGAGGCUCCCUGCAUGGCCAAUGCUACAGGAGCAGCUGCAGCUGCUGCCAGUAUCGGACUGAUUGGCACCACUGCAACAACUGCAGCGGUGGGCAAUCGUCCACCUACUGGUGUAACACGAGAAGCAGCACCUCCAAUGCCUGCUCCUGUGGCUGCCCAAGCGCACACCCGAAUGUUCUCUGGGGAUUCUGCUGGAAGAGCGGGAGGUUUUGGCGCUGGAACAUUGGUGCCUUGUAGCCGUGGCUCUUACGGCCAAACUACAGGCCCAUCCUCAAAUAAUGUGGCAUUAGCCCAUCCUCAACCCACUUCCCACCAACAUCAUCACCAUCAUGACCAGCAGCAACAACAGCAGCAGCAGCAGCAGCAGCAGCAGCAGCAGCAGCAGCAGCAGCAGCAGCAGCAGCAGCAGCAGCAGCAGCAGCAGCAGCAGCAGCAGCAGCAGCAGCAGCAGCAGCAUCAAUGGAACCGUCAACCUUCCUCGCAUCCUCUCCAGAGUAAUCAUCCUCAAAAGACCUCACACACUCAGCAUCUUGCUCCGUCCACUGGCGCUUGCAUGCCGAGAGAUGGUCCUGUUGACGUUCACUCACUUCCCGGUGGCGUAUCCCAGUUCAUACGCCAGUGGGAGGAGCAGAGCGAGUACUGUGUAGACCUGCACACAGCUGGGGAUUACAAGGAUGGAUAUGGACUGAGGCCAGUGGAGCUCGAAGGGGUUUCGGUGUGUUGGAAAGGCUCCCCUGUCUUCUACCUGGCGCUGGUGGUGCUUCCCAAGAUUAAUCAGCAAAAAAGGGACUCCAGAGGGGCAACAAGAGUAGAAACUGAUGAGCUUUUGAGACAAGGAAAGGGGGUACAAGGUGCUGGAGCUGGGGAAGCAGAGGAGGAUAGGGUGGUAUGGUGGCGAUCAGUGGUUGAUCGGUGGAACCAGGUUCGCCAGAUGCUGUCACAGCAGGGCCAGAAGAAGGUCUUCUGGGAUGCGAAGGUAGCUCUGAUGGUGCUCUCAUGCCCAGCCAUACGCUGCCCUCCGGAGCUCCUCCCCCUCGAGUUUACGGCUUCCGGCCAAGGAGUGCCGGGGCAGGGUGGGGUGAAUGAGUUGGCAAAUGAUUCAGGGGUGCAGAAGCAAGGGGGAUUGCAUGGCAGCUGGGGAGAUGGGCAGCUUCGGCUGGAUCAGAUGCAGCAGCAAGGAGGAAAGAGCUGGUUGCAGUCGAAAGCACGAGGAGCAGGGGCUGGGGGUGGGAUAGUGCAGGGAGAAGUGAGGCAAGGAUGGGUACUGCAGCCGCUCCCAGCAGCAUAUGUUGCAGGCCCGAUUCUUGACAUGCGUCUGCUGGCAUGGGCUCUUGAUCCGGAUGGCGAGAGCAAUAAGGAGAAGACCAUUGAAGAGGCAGUGGCCAGCACACUCCCUGCAGAAGCAGCAGCCAGGGCACAGCGAGCAGGCAGGUGGCAGGCGCAGCUGGGGCGGGCAGCACGGGAUGGCUGCUGCAGGAGAGCAGCGCAAGUGCGGGAGCUCAGUGAUGUGCUGUGGAGGCGCCUCUUCUCCCAGUGCUUGGAGGAGCCUCUCAUGCAAAACGAGAUGCCACUGGUCCCUGUAGUCGCAUCUAUGGAGCUCCUGGGCGUGGGAGUGGACAUGCGCCAGUGCAUGCUCCUGAGGCGAGUCCUGCGGGCCAAGGUGACUGCUCUGGAGGAAGCGGCGCAUGAGAUGGUGGGGCGCCCCUUCAUGCUCUCCAACCCCAGCGAGCUCGCCAUUAUACUCUUCAAGACCCUCGCUCUUCCAGUUCCCCCAACCUUUGUUGCCAAAGGGCCCAAGUCCCAGCCCGGCCCAACCGACAAGGCAGCCCUGGAGUUCCUAAAGCCAAAGCACCCAAUAGCAGCCGUGAUUCAAGACUAUCGGUGCAUAGCCAAGCUCUGUGCCACCAUGAACACCCUGUUGCACCGAGUGAAAGACCAGCACGGUCUUUCAAGGGAACUUCUCAACGACUUGGAAAUGCAGGCUUGUGGAGCGGACCAGAGCAACAGGGCAGAAAUAGAGGGAGGAGCUGGUGACGUGGAAAUGGGAGGGAAGCAAGGCAAGGGGCGGACAUGCUACACCGUGCACGGUCGGUGGCUGCAGACGUCAACAGCAACUGGUCGCCUUUCCAUGGAAGAACCAAACCUGCAGUGCAUGGAGAAGCCGACAAGCUUCAUUCUAGACGAGGAUCUUCUUCCUGACUCUCUCAAGUCGGCACUUCUUAAAACGAAUGGGGGUGCUGCAAACAAGGGUGCGAAGCAAGAUGAAGAGGAGGAGAAUGGGGGAAAUGAGGGGAGUGAGAAGAGGUGGUGUGAGGCAGUAGUAGUGGGGCUGGUGGAGGGUGGCAGCAGCAGUGGGGCAAAGCGGCAAGUGCGCUUGGAGAUCAACCCACGUGCAGUGGUCGUCCCAUCACAGCCAUCUCGGCUCCUCCUCGUGGCAGAUUAUUCUCAGAUUGAGGUCCGCCUGAUGGCUCAUUUCUCCAAGGAUCCAGCCCUCAUCUCCCUCCUCUCCCGCCCCUCUGGAGACCUCUUCCGCACCAUGGCUGCCUGCUGGUCCGGCACUCCCGAGCCUCGAGUCACCAGUGCGGAGCGGGACCGAACCAAGCGCCUGUGCUACGGGCUACUGUAUGGCAUGGGGAACAGUGCGUUGGGUCACCAGCUUGGAUGCAGUGUGGAAGAAGCUAGCAAGUACAGGAAGAGGUUCUUGCAGUCGUUCCCAGAUGUGGAUAAAUGGCUGGACAGGGCUGUGAAGGAAUGCAGGAGUAAAGGGUAUAUUCAGACGCUAUGUGGGCGGAGGCGUUUCUUGGAGAAUAUCAACAAUAGGAGUAGUGCAGACAAGGCCAAGGCACAACGCCAGGCUGUCAACUCCAUCUGCCAGGGAUCGGCAGCAGACCUCAUUAAACUGGCCAUGGUCCGCCUUCAGGCAGCUAUAGCCCCACCUGCUCACACCCAGCCAGCAGCAUCAGCACCACCACCAGAUACAGCAGCACCGGCAGUUGAUCUUGCAGCUCCACAAGCCGCAGCUACAGCAGCUAUCACAACAGCACAGGGUCAACAAGCAUCCACCAGUGUGCUAGCGGUGGCUGUGCUUCCACAAUCAUCAUCCUCGAUUCUCACCCCUCAGCAGCAGUUCUCUCAUGUUCAGUGCCCCUCCGUUCUCCCUCCUGCUGCUGGGGCAUCAUCCCUUGCAGGCCACUGCAGGCUGGUUUUGCAGAUCCAUGAUGAGUUGGUGCUUGAGGUGGAGCGACCCUACCUGCAGCCUGCAAGGGAGCUGCUACAGGCGUGCAUGGAGAAUGCCAUGACUCUCGCAGGUAUUGUAAACUGUGAGCUGUAA